This is a messenger RNA of Sitophilus oryzae (rice weevil), 1381 nucleotides long. RefSeq lists its product as uncharacterized. The record is from RefSeq and is a predicted model, not a curated record. The transcript is spliced from 8 exons. Bases 62 to 1318 code for a protein of 418 amino acids. Lineage: Eukaryota; Metazoa; Arthropoda; Insecta; Coleoptera; Curculionidae.
UUGUUUUUCAGAGGUUGUAUUGUGUAUAAAAUAACGAUUAAAAUGUAACGUUAACUUAAAAAUGUACGAAGAUAUUGAAUUGCCUGUAAGAAGCAGAUGUAGACUAUCUAGCGGAUCUAGAACUAGAAUAUACUUUAUUAGAAAUUCUGCAGGACAGUCUUUAUUUUUCCUAAAAUGGGUUGAAUUGGUUUUAAGUGUUUUAUGUCUAUGUUCUGCUGUUGUAACAGUUAGUGCAGGGCCAAUAAGAGAAACCAUAACAAUAAUCAUAUUAUUUUUUAUAAAUUCUUUUACUAUACUAGUAGUGCUAGCAGAAAUAACAUAUUCGCAUUUUAAAAGCUAUUUAUCCGUAAUACUACAAAUUCUAAUUAUUGGUAUAAAUUGUGUACUAAAUAGCACAAUUACCAUAUUACUGUAUAACGUUAAUAGUAGCAACGUAUUAUUUGGCAUAUUGAUAUACUUAAAUGGAAUAACUUCCGUUUUGUUUUUGGUUGAUUUAAUAUGUAAAAUUGUCAUAUCGAUUUUUCUUUACCAAAUAACAGGAGUGAAAAUCGUAAAAGAUGUUGGAGUCAGUGCCUUUAUCCCAUUUCCAUCUCCUCAAAAGACCAAAAUACCUCGAUCUAUAUUAACCGCAACCCCUAUCACCUACGGGGGAACUUUUCCAGUUGGAAAGAAUCAGCCUCCGUUUUUAGCCGAAGACCGAAAUCCUCCCAUAGACUUCGCAACACCAGAUAAAGGAUUCCGACAAAAAACAAUAAAUACAACGGCGUUUAUUGAAAAUAAAGACAAAUCACCCAAAUACGAUUUUGAUAAAGAUGCCAGAAGUAAAUUUAUACAGGCGCGUAUCGAUCAACAAGAUAAAGCAACAACUACCUUUGCCCUAUUACAUAUGGAAGAAGAGAGACGUAAAAAAUCACCCUGGACCUGUUCCACACCAUCCACAAGUCGAAAAUUCGAAGCCAGGAAACUAGCGUCCAUGUCCACUCCUAUAACCUAUAGUGGAACAUUUGCAGUUAACAAAGAACUAGUUCCUAUUACUCCAGAAACAAUAAUGAAUUCGCCACAAACCUCACCCAGAAUUAAAGAGUCUAUUCUGAAGAGGGCAAAAGAAGGAGCAGGAUCAAAGUCGGAGGGCAACUCUCCCCGAACACUGGGUUAUAUCUCCGAGGAAAAGUAUUCGGAAUAUACGUCAUCGUCGGACAACUGUUCUUUAAAGAGGUCGAGUUAUGUAUUUAUAAAAAAUGCUGAGACCAUUCCGGGAACUGUGAUGGACGAAAUGGACUCUUAUCAAUACAAACGGAUGCAGUACGAACAAAAUUAAUUUAGUUCUACAGUAAAUUCAUAUUUUUGUAAUGUAAAAAUAUAUUAUUUAUUUUAAAAAAUA